AUGGUGAUGAAAGGUCCAGGAAGGAGGUCUGCAGCACUGGGCUACGUCCCUCCCCCGACUAUGGUGAUGAUAGGUCCACGAAGGAGGUCUGUAGCACUGGGCUACGUCCCUCCCCCGACUAUGGUGAUGAAAGGUCCAGGAAGGAGGUCUGUAGCACUGGGCUACGUCCCUCCCCCGACUAUGGUGAUGAAAGGUCCACGAAGGAGGUCUGUAGCACUGGGCUACCUCCCUCCCCCGACUAUGGUGAUGAAAGGUCCAGGAAGGAGGUCUGUAGCACUGGGCUACGUCCCUCCCCCAACUAUGGUGAUGAAAGGUCCACGAAGGAAGUCUGUAGCACUGGGCUACGUCCCUCCCGCGACUAUGGUGAUGAAAGGUCCAGGAAGGAGGUCUGUAGCACUGGGCUACCUUCCUCCCCCGACUAUGGUGAUGAAAGGUCCAGGAAGGAGGUCUGUAGCACUGGGCUACAUCCCUCCCCCGACUAUGGUGAUGAAAGGUCCACGAAGGAGGUCUGUAGCACUGGGCUACGUCCCUCCCCCGACUAUGGUGAUGAAAAGUCCACGAAGGAGGUCUGUAGCACUGGGCUACGUCCCUCCCCCGACUAUGGUGAUGAAAGGUCCACGAAGGAGGUCUGUAGCACUGGGCUACGUCCCUCCCCCGACUAUGGUGAUGAAAGGUCCACGAAGGAGGUCUGUAGCACUGGGCUACGUCCCUCCCCCGACUAUGGUGAUGAAAGGUCCACAAAGGAGGUCUGUAGCACUGGGCUACGUCCCUCCCCCGACUAUGGUGAUGAAAGGCCCACGAAGGAGGUCUGUAGCACUGGGCUACGUCCCUCCCCCCGACUAUGGUGAUGAAAGGUCCACGAAGGAGGUCUGUAGCACUGGGCUACGUCCCUCUCCUGACUAUGGUGAUGAAAGGUCCACGAAGGAGGUCUGUAGCACUGGGCACCCUCUGGGAGUUUGA
Gigantopelta aegis is the source of this 960-nucleotide messenger RNA. Its product is annotated as proline-rich protein 4-like. The transcript has a single exon. The record is from RefSeq and is a predicted model, not a curated record. The coding region runs from base 1 to 960 and encodes 319 amino acids. NCBI's taxonomy places the organism in Eukaryota, Metazoa, Mollusca, Gastropoda, Neomphalida, Peltospiridae.